Molecule: messenger RNA, 697 nt
Organism: Zychaea mexicana
Lineage: Eukaryota; Fungi; Mucoromycota; Mucoromycetes; Mucorales; Lichtheimiaceae
Product: RNA recognition motif 2-domain-containing protein
Exons: 5
Coding region: 275-637 (120 amino acids)
Source: RefSeq, a predicted model, not a curated record
UGUUCUUUUUCUUUAUUAAAAUACUUUGUUUUCAAUGAUGUCCGUCAACACGUUCGAUCUCGAAGCUGUUCUCAAUGGACGGGAUUCGCGAACAACCUUGAUGAUAUGUAACAUACCACUCAGUACACCGCGGUAGGUUUCGUCCCCACCAACAAAUCCUCUCAUUGUCACUGCAAUCCAUCUCCAUCUUCUGUGCUUACAUACUAUGCUUAAUCUUCGACAAAUCCCUAACGGACCUUUUCUCUCUUAUUCUAUCUCAUACUUGGUUUAGCAAAUGCUGAAGCAGGAAAUCGACGCAACCAACAAGGGAACGUAUGAUUUCCUAUACCUGCCGUGCAACGUAGCACGCAAACGCAACUUUGGGUACGCGUUUGUGAACUUUUCCGACGUUGGCUUUGCCAUCACUUUCGCGGAAAAAUUUAUUGGCAAACGCUGGAACCGCUUUAACUCAGAUAAGCGCUGUUCCUUAUCAUACGCAAAUAUUCAAGGCAAGGUCGCAUUGAUCGAAAAGUAUCGCAACUCAACGGUCAUGCAGCAAGAUGAGUCCUGCAGACCUAAGUUAUUUUACACGAGUGGCCCCCGAAUUGGGCAAGAAGAGCCCUUCCCCAUCCCCGUCACAAUGUUAAUGCUUUUCUGAAAAAACUUAAAAAUUUACAAAAAAAAUACAGACAUACCUUUGCUUAUACAAUUUGAAAAG